CGGGAGGAGAGGAGCGCGCGGUGCUGGCUGUGCGCGUCCCCGAGGUGCUGGACCCGCAGUAUGGCAUGUACGCGUGGCCCUGCGCCGUGGUGCUGGCUCAGUACGUGUGGUUUCACAGGAGAACCCUGCCCGGCCGCAGAGUGCUGGAGAUCGGUGCAGGUGUCAGCCUACCCGGAAUAGUGGCUGCCAAGUGCGGCGCUCAGGUGACGCUGUCAGAUAGCGAGCAGCUGCCUCAGUGCCUGGAAAUCUCCCAGCAGAGCUGCCUGAUGAACCACCUACCCCACGUACCCGUUAUAGGCAUCACCUGGGGCCGUGUAUCUCCAGAGCUGCUCUCUCUCUCUCCUGUAGACAUAAUUUUAGGAUCCGAUGUCUUUUUUGACCCAAAAGAUUUUGAAGAUAUUUUAACUACAGUUUACUUCUUACUGGAAAAGAAUCCACAUGCUCAGUUCUGGACCACUUACCAAGUCCGAAGUGCUGACUGGUCUAUCGAAGCUCUGCUCUACAAAUGGAAACUGAAGAGCAUCCACAUUCCAUUACAUUCGUUCAGUGCAGACAAAGAACACUUGGCCAGCUCUCCUCUACCCAGCAGACAUACCAUUGAAAUGAUCAUCAUCUCACUAGCAACAUCAGUUGGUACUUAAGUUUAUUCCACUUGUUGGUUCCAUUACAAGAUUAUAUUCAACUUUAGCACGGAUCUGCAGCAAACAGUCUGAUCUACAGCAAACCUCACGUGUACGCUUUGGAAAGCAGAUCCUCAUCAGCAGUACUUCCUCAAACAUGCAUUGUAAAAAUAAAUCUGUUUAUUUGUGUA
Molecule: messenger RNA, 811 nt
Organism: Centrocercus urophasianus (Greater sage-grouse)
Lineage: Eukaryota; Metazoa; Chordata; Aves; Galliformes; Phasianidae
Gene: METTL23
Product: methyltransferase like 23
Exons: 5
Coding region: 66-641 (191 amino acids)
Cellular component (GO): cytoplasm; nucleus
Source: RefSeq, a predicted model, not a curated record